Molecule: messenger RNA, 3036 nt
Organism: Pipra filicauda (Wire-tailed manakin)
Lineage: Eukaryota; Metazoa; Chordata; Aves; Passeriformes; Pipridae
Product: synapsin-1-like
Exons: 6
Coding region: 1-870 (289 amino acids)
Source: RefSeq, a predicted model, not a curated record
AUGGAGGUGGGAGAACGAGCCUGUGCCGUGCCCGGCCCGGCUCCCCCGUGCCACCCCGGGCCCUCAGGGCCGAGCCCGCCGGUCGGUGCCCGGCCCGGCUCCCCCGUGCCACCCCGGGCCCUCAGGGCCGAGCCCGCCGGUCGGUGCCCGGCCCGGCUCCCCCGUGCCACCCCGGGCCCUCAGGGCCGAGCCCGCCGGUCGGUGCCCGGCCCGGCUCCGCUCGCAGCCGCCCCCGGGCUCGGGCCGUCCCGCCGGUCACCCUGCCCAGCCCAGCCUCCCGUGUGCCCCCGGGCAAAGGGGGCCAGGAGAACCAUCGCCCCGGGCUCGCCGCCUCGUUCCGUGGAGUCACAGAACCGGCAAGGGGACACUCAAACAAAGUGGGUAAUGUCAGUAAGCAAAGAAAAUACCCCGAGUAAAAGUACUAAGAUUUCAGAUGAAAGCAAGAAAGAGAGUAUUUGUACAAUGUACAAAAAUGAAGAAACUCUUUUAGAAAAGAUCAGACUUAAGAUUGGUGAGCAGAUGGAUUUAAAUGCUGACUUGUUUAAUGAAAAAUUAGCAAGUUUAAAGAGAAGAGUCGAACAACUGGAAUGCACAAAUACCUAUGAAGAAAUAAGUAAAAUAUUCCUGCAGAAGAAAGUAGCAAAACUGGAGAGAUGUAUUGAUGCUGUGGUAGCAGCUCAGGGGGAAGUGUUCUCAGAACCAGCUGUUGCUCAGAAUGAAAGGAAGGAAAGAGAACCCCAACAGAGCCCUAUAGAAGAAGAAAACCACAAUGAUAGUGAAGACUUUGAAGCAAUUUCCACGUCUUCCUCCAUGGAUUCACAUCUUGCCUUUUCUCCAGAGCUUGCUGAAAAAUUUGAAUCCUUAAACUAAAAGAGGCUUUUGUGUAAAAUCCAAAGGGAAUCGCACUGCCAUGGGCCCUCAGAGGAACUGAUCCAACGUGUGCUUCCCUGGAUCUGUUCCAUGAAAACCUCAGUAAUAAUUCUGCAUCACAUCGGAAGAAAACAGACCAAAUAAGGGCUUUGCCACUUUUGGGGCCUUACUGUUCCCACAGGUUAUCAUCCCAGAAAGUCUCACUUCUUCAUUCAAUGAAAAGAUCUAUGUGGAUGUGACAGACCAUUUUGUGAUACACAGUCUAUAACUACUUAAAAAACUCUUGAAGAGACCCAGAGUACCUUACUAAGUGGUCUGCUACUGUUCUGCUGUUCUGUACUAUAUCGUUACUUGCAGUGAAUUUCAAGUUAAAGUGUUAUUUGUAUUGUGACAUUUAGACUGUAGAGGAUUCAUUUCCUCAUGUUUCUUAAUUGUUAGUGUCUGUUAUGAAUGUUAUUCCAUUUACUCUGUAAGUUUGAUUCUAUGGCCUUGGAAAUGAUGUCUUGUUUUUAAAACUAAUUUACUUCCACAUUUCAUUUUCUUUCGUCUUACUGCUUCAGAGGGGAUUAUUGCACAUAGGGUAGAAAUGAAAAAUAAAAUUUUCAGCUUCAUUAUUUUAUUUCAGCAGCAUUGAUGAACUAUGAUUUUAGGAAUCUUAGCUCUCUUCAGUUUUUGGAAAGGUAGUGGCUCAUCUUAUUCCUGGUUUUAGAAAUUAUAGGAAAGAUUUUUACUUUUGUCUGUUUAGCUAAGUGGCACAAGUUUCCAUGAUGCUCAAGGUAAGAACAGCUCUACAGUCCUUCCAUUAUUUUGAACACAUUAAGAACCACAUAAAUUACUGAUGUAGCUGGGGUAAAAAACCAGUUAAUGUCUAAGCAGCACAGAUCCUGUCACCUACAGUGCUUUUGUUUUUUUAAAGGUAUCUCAUAGCAAACUAAUGUACAACUUCAUUUUCUCUUGUCCUGGAUGGAAUAUAUAAAGAAAAACAUUUUUUUUUUAAAGUACCUUGACAUAAGUACUUUAGAUUGUUUUUCCAAGAUUGUUCCCUGUACUUCAAGUGCUUGCUUGUUGGGUAAAAAAUGUCAAGGUAGAGUCACAGAUGCUACAGAAUAUUUUAAAAAUUUGGACUUUUUUCUUUUGUUCACCAUGAUUAGAAGGGAAAAGUUUUAUAGGAUUUGGGAAAUUAUUUCUGGGGAGCUGGGAGGAAUGUUUUGAAUGGAUCUGUACAAACCUGUGUGUGCUGCUGGUUCCUCAAUGCAAACCUGAAUUUUGGACCGGAGCAGAUGCAGAAGUAACUGUUUACUCACAUGGCCAAGGCACUCAGCCUUAUCUUAAACACAUGGCUGUUUCUAGAAAUGAUGAAAAAUAACAAAACCCUUACAAGUAAACUACUUUUCAGGGCAUCUGUGGAUCCUGCAUUACUAAGUAGCUAUUGACACCAGACAUUUAAAGAUUCCAUACACUGCUAUUUUCUCUGCUUACCCUAAAGGUCUUCAACAAAGGACAAAAAUAGCUUGUGGUUCUAGUAGAGGCAGGAAGAAUUUAAUUUUACCUGUUCACACAAAUACUCAACUAUUUCUCAUCCAGCAUAGUAUAAAUAUAUCCCAAGCUUAAAGACAAGGUCAGAUUGCUAAACGUUUGCUAUUACAGUACAAGAAUGUUUUAUUUUCAUGUACAUUCCAGAAUAUAUAGAGUAUAGAAAAUGGUAUAUUUUAAAGGCAUAUCAGGUAGAAAGAAUAUCCUAAAAUAUGUUUGUCCUGCUAAAAAUUCUAGUUCACUGGUUUGCUACUUGUGGGUUUGCUGUGCAGAACAUUCCUGAAUGUCUGUUCUAUGUGGCAUCUUGUGUAUGCUGCUGUUUGUACUCAAGUAUUGGUGCUGUGCAUCAAGUGGUUGUUGUGUGUGUGCUUUUUACUUUUAAUUAAAGGGACAGAGCUUUAAUCUGGAAUUAAUCUGUGUGUUCAUGUAUAUCUACAUCUGUAUUUUAAAUACUUGCUCUGUAAAUGACCUGAGCAUGAUCAAGGCAAGAAAUUGAAACAUCUCUGCAAGUCAGUGGUAUAACAGCUAACUCAGAAUUUUACAGGACUGUCCUCUAGGUACAAGUCAGUUGUAAUCCAUAUUUGCUUAAGAAUUUCCCUUUUUCAUGUUUUAAUAAAUCUAGCAAAAUGCCUA